AAUCAAACAAGAGUUGCUCUCUCUCUCUCUCUCUCUCUUAAUUUCUUCCGAUAAUCUGGAACGAGUGGUGAUGCUUGCUCACGUCUCCUUCAGUCCUCAAAAGAUCUUCUAAAGCAUACAUACACACAGAUGUAUAUAUAUAGGUUUUCGACGAUGUCAUAUAGGCUUUCCGCUUUCCUUCACCCAUUGCAAAUUCUACUCUGAAUUAAUCGAAAUUGGAGAUGACGACCGCGAUGCAAUCUCUGUCGGCGACGUCCUCUUACUCUGUCAGCUUUGGCUUCCCCCCUAAUUUCACUACUCCUCAAACGCGCCUCUAUCGCCGUCGUGUCGUAAUCGCGAAAGCUGAUGAGCCAUCAGAUAAGUCUGUUGAGAUUAUGCGUAAAUUCUCAGAGCAGUAUGCUCGAAAAUCUGACACAUUUUUCUGCGUUGACAAAGGUGUUACUUCUGUAGUUAUCAAGGGGUUGGCAGAUCAUAGAGAUACAUUGGGUGCACCACUUUGUCCUUGUAGGCACUAUGAUGACAAAGCUGCAGAAGCAAGUCAAGGCUUUUGGAAUUGCCCUUGUGUACCCAUGAGAGAAAGGAAGGAGUGCCAUUGCAUGCUUUUUCUCACGCCUGAUAACGAUUUUGCUGGCGAUGAGCAGGCUAUUUCCUUGGAAGAAAUCAAAGAAUUGACAGCAAACAUGUAGUUGCACAAUUUUUUUCCAAACAAAACAAGCAGUCGUUCAUGUAUAUUUAUAUGUUAAAUGUUAAAUGAUUAUAUAUCAUAUUAUAUCAUCAAUCUUCAAUCUAGUUGUGUAUUUGAUUUCUUUUCUAUAGCUUAUCUUCCACGAAACCAAUAAACAAAAACACAAACGAAAACGUUUUAAAGAUAAAAACUAUAACAAUACAAUAUUAUUAUCAACAAAUUCAAUAAGCUUUAACAGAUGUAGAAGGUGUAGAAGCCGAUGAAGAAGAACCACCAGUUUUCUUCGUACAAUCUUUCCCCAUUCUCGAAGCCAAAGCAACCAAAAACGGCCGUGCAGCACCACCACCAACGCCGGCAGCAGCCACCGCCGGCGAGUUGUGACUUUUGCAGGCGUGAUCGGAUUGGAACCGGUGCUUCAAACAGAAUUUUACGUCGCAAGACUUGCAAGUACUCGUGUUUGAAAAGCCAUCGCAUUUGAAUGGGAGAAAAUCGAGCUGAUUGCAAUCGGGAAGCUGACAGUGCUUGCCUAAAUCGGGAAAAGCUUCUGUUCCUGCCAUGGUAUUAUGGUAUUAUGGUAAUUCUCUUGAUCUUAAGAACAAUUUAAUGGUUGAAGAAAGUGAAAUAGAUAAAUUGUGAUUUUGUUUGUGCAUUGGGGAUUUUUGGGGGGAGUAUAUAUAGCUUUGGUUUUGACUUGGGGCGUAAGCCAUGAAAGCGUAUACACGU
Molecule: messenger RNA, 1408 nt
Organism: Lactuca virosa
Lineage: Eukaryota; Viridiplantae; Streptophyta; Magnoliopsida; Asterales; Asteraceae
Source: the annotation of a GenBank genome assembly